Molecule: messenger RNA, 1717 nt
Organism: Parasteatoda tepidariorum (common house spider)
Lineage: Eukaryota; Metazoa; Arthropoda; Arachnida; Araneae; Theridiidae
Gene: Gasz
Product: ankyrin repeat, SAM and basic leucine zipper domain-containing protein 1
Cellular component (GO): pi-body
Molecular function (GO): protein binding
Source: RefSeq, a predicted model, not a curated record
CGAAAGACAUUUUAACUGUAACUGCAAAAAAAGUAAUUUAUAAACAAAUAAAUACGAAUCUGCUUUCAUGCGGGAUUGUUUGCUACUAUUUAAAUACUUUUUAGCUCUGAAAUUGAGUUCUUGAUAAUUUUUCUUCGCUUACACAUUUCUUGACAUAAAUUUGCAUCCUGCUUUUUUAAUAUUUUGAAGUAAUCUCUCUAUAUGUGCAAAAAUCGGGCUUAGUUUUAGAUAGAAUAAUUUUUAUUAUUUAGAAAAGCUAGACAUUACAGGAUGAAAAGAAUUGCUGUUGCUGCCGGUAUGGAGUCGGAUGAUGACGAUGAAAUUGACGAUAUUGUUUUUCCUUCUUCAGAAUCCACAGGAAACACGCACUCUCAGGACAUUUUUGUCUCUGCGGAACAAAAUGUUAAAAGUCCGAUACAGCCUUCUCCAAACUUAGUAAACGAAGGACAAUACAUAUGUAUACUCCUCUAAUGGCAGUAUGUGCAUCUAGAAAGACUGAGCAGGAUUUACUAAAGUGUUGCAUUUUAUUAUUACAAUAUGGUGCUAAUGUAAAUGAACAUGAAAGGCAUCUUACAACUCCAUUAAUGUUCGCCGCCAGAGAAGGUUAUAUUAGUAUAGUUAAAGAGCUUCUGAACCAUGGUGCAGAAGUAAACUCACAAGAUAAUAGUGGCAAAACCGCACUAUUGUGGGCAGCAUCUUAUGGCCAUGGACAAAUUAUCAGGCUUCUUCUUCAGAAUAAUGCUGAUAAAAACAUAUGUGACAACAUGGGGCAAACACCAGAAGAUAUAGCUUAUGGAAAUGGAUAUAAAGAGUUGGUUUCGCUUAUUCAGAAAGGUCCCAUUGGCCUAACCGUCUUAGAUGCUGAAGAAUCUUUAGAUGAAAUAACUAAAACAACAAAUAAGUCUAUCGAAGCAACUAUGAUAGUUAGUAAACCAAAGAAUUUCUCAAAAGUCGGUGAGUUGGAACUGUUUUUGAGUGGUAUAGGAUGUUCCACUCUUGUAAAGAAAUUUCAAGAACAUGAUUUGAAUUUUCAUGAUAUGUUGGUCAUGAAUGAAGAAGAGCUUGAAAAGAUUGGUAUUGCCCAGGUUGGAGUUCGCAAGAAAAUUUUAGAAGCUUGUAAAUCAGUUCACAAAAAAGAGUGGGAACAUUCCAGUUUACCAAAUUUGAAACAAAAACAGUAUAUCAGCUGUCCUGAUGCUGUUGCAAUGAUGGCUAAUGUUUCUGCACAUCUUAAGUUUAUUGCAACUUCUGUCAAAUAUGUUCGUCAACAGAUUCAAUCUCAACCAAGAAUUUUAGAAUUAGCUCAAGAUUCUGCAAAUGUGUUUGAUCUUAUCGAUGAACUGAAAGAUGGUCUAAAGAAUGUCCACUUCUUAAAUGAGGAAAUAAGAUUUCUAAAAUUGCAUUUAGAAAGAGUUCAGGGUCAAGUUGAAUAUAUUCCUGCCGAUUUAAUUGUUGAAACUGUACCUACACCAUCUAGUCAAAGAAAAGUACUUUUUAUCUCUCUUUCUGUAGCAGUGACUACUUUCAUAGGAAUUUUUGCUGGAAUAUUGUGGAAGAACCCCAGUUCUUUGUCUUCUAUUCCUAUAAAAUUAAAAUUACCUUUUCUUAAAUAAGAAAACCUUUCUUUAGUAGAAAUCAUUGUUUAAUUCCAGUUAUGACAUCAUCACAUUCAUGUUUAGAAGUCUAUUUUUAUUAAUAAAGUUUAAUUUUCUUUGCA